AUGUUUCGUCCGCGGCAAUGUAUCCUCAGCCGUUUGUUUAGUGCUAAGCAACUGGCUAUUGAUGCUUUGGCCCAGACAAUUGAUUCUUCAGCACUUCAACGAAUCGAAAUAUUUAUGUGUCCAAAGCUACGCCCGGAUGAAUCACUCUUGCAUACCUCAUUAAAAACUUUGGUGAUGGCGUGGUCUGAAGUCACAGACGAUUCAUUCAUAAUGGAAGUCGCUCACCGCUGUCCAAACCUUGAAGUUCUUGAUCUCCGAGCAUGUGAACAAGUCUCAGACUUUGGAGUUUACGCCAUUGCCAUGUCAUGCCGAAACUUGGUGAGCGUCAACUUGGGCCGCAAGAACAAGGGCCAUUUAGUCACGGGCCAUUCUCUUACACCGCUCUUUGCCAGGAACAGGCGUCUCAAAACUGUCGGUCUUGCAGGAUGUUAUGUUUCAGACCAUUCCCUUUGGGUUUUGGCAAUACAUGCGGGAAGCUCUAUUGAGCAACUAUCGCUUAAUGGAUGUCCACGCAUCACCAAUCGUCUGCUUCCCAUCAUAUUACAUCACAAUUUCCUUCCCAAAUUGUCUGUACUCGAAAUCUGCUUUCUUACUGAAAUCACAAACAUGUCUCCUAUAGUCACACUCAAGCGUCGCCAACAUGCGCAAGGCGCUUUUCUUUUAGUGAAAGCCUGUCCAGUGCUCCAGGCCCGUAUACGGGAAACUGAGCUCAGUAUGGAUAACGUGGUGUAUAAACGUAUCUACCAGGACUUAUUUGAGUGGGCCAAUGCAAACGAUGAGGAGGAAGAGGAUGGUUAUAUGCGACUUUUGUACCAGCGACGCAGACAGUUGCAAAUGCUAUUUAGCCAGCUGUGA
Messenger RNA from Clavispora lusitaniae ATCC 42720, 855 nucleotides. Its product is annotated as Leucine Rich repeat family protein. The record is from RefSeq and is a predicted model, not a curated record. Lineage: Eukaryota; Fungi; Ascomycota; Pichiomycetes; Serinales; Metschnikowiaceae. Gene Ontology annotation, cellular component: cytoplasm.